Molecule: messenger RNA, 1551 nt
Organism: Peronospora farinosa
Lineage: Eukaryota; Oomycota; Peronosporomycetes; Peronosporales; Peronosporaceae
Source: the annotation of a GenBank genome assembly
AUGACCCCCAGACACACUGACACGAAGGACCGCACUGCCGUUAUGAGCAUGAAUCGCUUUGUUGCUGGUCCAGAUUUUUACAAUUAUGACAUGUAUGGUGGUUUACGUCCUGGUAAAUUGGUUCAGUUCUUUUCCAUGACUUUUCUAGGUCUUGUAGCGGCUACGUUUACGUCAUCUUUCAUCUACACUGGUGCUCGUUUCGGUCUUUUACCUAUGAUAAGCAAUAAAUUACAGCUUAAUGAAGCCCAAACGGAAGCUAUGAAUCGGCUUGUAGAAGUACCAGCAGCCAUGGCUUUCUUUGUAGGACUGUAUGCCGAUGCAGUGCCUGUUUUUGGCUCUCGUCGCAAGUCAUACAUGAUUAUUGGUCUAUCAUUGAGUCUGUUGUGCUUGGGCCUGCUUGGACUUGGAAGUCUCUUGGCUACGGAGUUUAAUCAAACCAUGGGCAAGACAUUUCACUACAUUAUGAUGCUCUUAAUGGGCGGAGUGAGCUUUGGAUCAAUGAUUAACUUUUGUUCCGUUCAUACGGCGGUCGUGACACUAUCGCAAUGUGAAAGUUUAGAAAAACGAGGCGUUUUUCAAGCUGAUUAUUUAAUCGCUCGAGCGACAGGACAGAUUUCCGCCAGAUUACUCGUCUAUUUGAUCCAGAACAUUGUCGGAACGUUCAAUACGUCACUGGUUUUACUCGUGUUAAUGGUCUUGUCAAUUUCGACGAUUAUUGUCGUACUCACGACACUUGAUGAACCAUCAGUACAUCAGAAAGAAAGUCUUCGAUGCAAAUGUGAGAGUUACUGGAAACUCACGAAACAAAAGGCGGUAUGGAGGAGCUUAAUCGUCAUUGCCAGCUUUGCUUUUUUUCUCAACUUUGGCUUUCCACUUGUAUCACAGGCACUAAGAGAAUGGACACAGACAACGGAUCAUGUCUCAAAGCUAAUUACUAGUACCUUGAGUGACUUGGUGAUGGUUCUUACGGUGUUUGUAUGGCGAUGGAAACUUCGGAACAUUUUGUGGAAAAAAAUCUUUGCCAUGGCUCCGAUAAUGACCAUUGCACCUCAAAUUCUGAUGGCGGGGCUGAUCAUUCCAGCGCUGUGUCGUAGUCCAGUCGUAUAUAUUGUGCUGAGUGGAUUGACAGGAGUCGCUUUAGGAGUCAUGGCACUUUUACUGUUAGCUCCAGUCACUGAGAUUAUUGAAGAGGGCUCAGAAGGCGGCGUUGUUGGACUUGCGCUCUCAUUUAACACCAUGUUCAAGAUCUUUGUGAGCACAUUACUUACGACAAUCCAGCGUACGUCGUAUUUUCCAUCCAGCAAUGAUAUAGACAUGAUACAUUGGCGCUGGUCCAUCGCAAUCCUCGCCAUUGGAACGUGCUGCGUCAACAGCUUGGCGUUUGUAGCCAUUCCGAUCUUGCCACUGCAAAAGUUAGACGCGCAACUCGUGCGUAUGUAUGGAGGCUUUACCAAUAGCGCCAGUGCUCUCACUGCUGCUGCAUUCUUUUUGUCGCUCAGCUACUGCGUCGCGUACAACAUCUAUAUCUUCAGUGAAGCCAUCUACGCUUGA